AUGUUUCCCAAAAGAUGCUUGAUUCUGCUGGCUUGCUCCUGGACACUCUUGCAGAAUGUCCUGGCUGUCCCGGAUGUGGCGAUAGAGCAGCCUGGCCUCGAGGAUCGUCGUCGAGAAGAGCGCGACUUUGCCUUGCAGGAGCGCCACAACCAUCCUGACCUUGAGAGCUCGCUGCUUUCUGUAUUGACCGAGGAGUUGGCUACGACACAUGCUCCGCCGCCUCAGACCACCCCGGGGCCAGGAGGUGGUGGUACAGUCCCUGGUGGAGGAGGUGGUACUGUUCCCGGCGGAGGUGGCGGUACAGUCCCUGGCGGUGGCGGUGGUACUACAGUCCCUGGCGGCGGAGGUGGUACAGUUCCUGGCGGUGGCGGUGGUACUGUUCCUGGCGGUGGAGGCGGCACUUCACCCACUGGUGGCGGUACGACUGCUACCCCAACUGGUGGCACUGCUAGCACAACAACCGGACCUGCUCCAACUGGUGGCAAUGUUAGUCCUCCCCCAAGCGGGCCAUCGCCCAGCGGCCCCGCUUCCUUCCCCAGCGGAACCACUCAGCCACCCUCUCCUAGUGGAACCCCACAACCAUCGCCCCCUGAAGUAGUCACUACAACUACUAACACUGCCCAGCCUCCUCCCUCCACUAGUGAGCAUACAAUCACUAGCCCCACAUCUCCCCCUGGCGGCAGUAGUGUACCUCCUUCCCCAUCCCCCAGCGUUACCACUGGAGGACCACCAGUUUGCCCUCCUCCUUCCACAUCUAAGGAGACCACCGUCAUCCCGGUGACGGUUACUUGUCCUGCCGUCGUCGUGAGCACUGCCACUACCACCGUCACUGUCACAUCUGGUGCGGGACUGGGCCCGACAUCAGAGUGCUGUCCUUGCCCCACUGGAGGUGGCGGAGGCGCAGGUGGAGGAGCUGCUGGAGGAGGUGCUGGAGGAGGUGCUGGAGGAGGUGCCGGAGGAGGUGGAGUUUCCCCAAGUGGCGCUACGACAGCCCCAGGGACCGCCUCUGGCACUGGCGUAGUGUCCUCAAGUGGCAGCAGCGUGACAGCCUCAUCCACCAGAACCCAAACCAACACCCUGACUCAGACACGAAGCUCGACGCCCCUCAUACCGAGCAGCACUAGGCAGCGUACCAUCACCACAGGAUUGCCCACAACACCAGCUACCCUCGUGACUUUGCCUACGUCAACACCUCCACGUGUAUCCCCCUCAACGCCGGGUUCGCGUGUCACUCCACGAGCAAUUAUCAACCCCGAUGUUGUUCGCCGACAGUUAUUUAGCAACACGACAGCGACAGCCCACUUCACCAACUCGACUGUUAUCUCGAAUGCCACGACCAGUGCAGUUAAUCUCACCCGAAUUGUGACUGAGACUGCCACCGAACCUGCGCCUGCUUUCCUGCCGCGCUUUCAUCGUGGACGCAAUCGUGUUUAG
Penicillium concentricum is the source of this 1434-nucleotide messenger RNA. RefSeq names its product putative extracellular threonine rich protein. The record is from RefSeq and is a predicted model, not a curated record. Bases 1 to 1434 code for a protein of 477 amino acids. The transcript has 2 exons. Lineage: Eukaryota; Fungi; Ascomycota; Eurotiomycetes; Eurotiales; Aspergillaceae.